AUGCCGUCCGACGACUACUCACUGUCGCGCGGCGGUGGCGGCGCCCUGAAACUAAAAGGCGCCAAGGUCGACAAGAAGAAGAAGAAGAAGAAGAGCCGCGCAAAGACGGACGUUGAGAAGAACCUCUCCGCUGGCGGUGACGGCGGCGAAGACGACGACGCAUCUUCCUCUAAGGAACUUGUCGCGAGGAACCGCGAUGCAAGCCAGGAAGCGGGCGAUGAUGACGAGGAUGUGACGCCGACGCAAAAGACGGAGUCGCAGCAGCAGCACGAAGAGGCCAAGAAGAAGAGACUGCUCAAAAUGGCAGAAAAGUCGGGAUCCCGCCCUGAACUGCUAAAGACACACAAAGAGCGCGUCGAAGAACUCAAUACCUAUCUUUCCAAACUCAGCGAGCAUCACGACAUGCCCAAAAUUGGACCCGGCUAG
Molecule: messenger RNA, 426 nt
Organism: Cordyceps fumosorosea ARSEF 2679
Lineage: Eukaryota; Fungi; Ascomycota; Sordariomycetes; Hypocreales; Cordycipitaceae
Exons: 2
Coding region: 1-426 (141 amino acids)
Cellular component (GO): nucleolus
Source: RefSeq, a predicted model, not a curated record